AUGAUUUCGAAACUUACAAUUCUUCUCAUUGUCUGCUUGGUUGGUUUGGCAAUUUCAAAACCACAUAGACAUUCACAUCGACCAAGACCACAUCCAUCUGGACCUCCUCCUCCACCAAAACCAUCUGAUCAUCCACACCCACCACCAUCUGGUCCCCCAGUUCCAUUCCCAUCUCAAUCACCAUCUUCUCCUUCUCCUUCUUCUAUUCAACCAUCUUCUGAUUCGCCAUCAACUCAAUCACCUUCUUCUUCAAUUCAACCAGAAAUCGUAUCAUCUUCUGCUGCUCCAGAAUCAUCUCCAGAUUCAUUGAUUUUGUAA
Caenorhabditis angaria is the source of this 318-nucleotide messenger RNA. NCBI's taxonomy places the organism in Eukaryota, Metazoa, Nematoda, Chromadorea, Rhabditida, Rhabditidae. The record is from the annotation of a GenBank genome assembly.